UUUAUUGAAGCUAUGUGUCUUUUACAGCGAGAAAAAUCGCUUACCAGUCGCAGUAUUUCACAAGCAAAUCACGUGAUAUCGGUCCUUUUCCGUCGGGUCCUAGAAGAAGGACAACUUAUUUUAUAGUUGUCUAGGAAAAUCAGACACAAUCCAAGAUGGUGAACUUUACGGUAGACGAGAUUCGUAAUAUUAUGGACAAUAAGUACAAUAUCAGGAACAUGUCCGUAAUUGCCCACGUUGAUCAUGGAAAGUCAACACUGACGGACUCCUUGGUCAGUAAGGCUGGUAUCAUUGCUGGUGCAAAAGCUGGUGAAACCCGAUUUACUGACACAAGGAAAGAUGAGCAGGAGAGAUGCAUUACCAUCAAGUCAACAGCUAUCUCCCUGUAUUACGAACUGGCUAAGGAAGAUCUCCAAUUUAUCAAACAACCUCUUAGCCCUGAUAACGAGAACCAUUUCUUGAUCAACUUGAUCGACUCCCCUGGGCACGUUGAUUUCUCAUCUGAGGUGACAGCUGCCCUCCGUGUAACUGAUGGAGCUCUCGUUGUUGUUGACUGUGUCUCGGGUGUAUCUGUGCAGACAGAAACUGUGUUGAGACAGGCCAUUGCUGAGAGAAUUAAGCCAGUCCUGUUCAUGAACAAGAUGGACCUUGCUCUUCUUACUCUUCAGGUCGAUCAAGAAGAGUUGUACCAAAUCUUCCAGCGGGCUAUUGAGAAUACCAAUGUCAUCAUUGCCACAUAUGAAAGUGGUGACAGCCCUAUGGGUGUCAUUGCUGUUGAUCCUCAAAAUGGAACUGUAGGUUUUGGAUCUGGUCUUCAUGGAUGGGCUUUCACCUUGAAGGAUUUUGCUAAGAUGUACUGUGCAAAGUUCAAGAUUGAAGAGCCUAAAAUGAUGAAAAGACUAUGGGGAGAUAAUUUCUUCAAUGAGAAAGAAAAGAAGUGGACUAAAUCUUGCACUGAUGACAUGACACCCCUGAAAUGCCGUGGUUUUAACAAGUACAUCUUGGUUCCAAUUUACCAGGUGUUCGAUAUCUGCAAGAACUCUGAGGAUGACAACUCUAAGGCAAUUGCUUUUGCUGGCAAACUUGGUGUCAAGUUGACAACUGAAGAGAAGGAUCUUCGUGGCAAAUUUUUGCUCAAAACAAUGAUGAGGAAAUGGCUUCCAGCUGGAGAUGCUUUGCUGCAGAUGAUAGUUAUCCACUUGCCUUCUCCUGUAACAGCCCAGAAAUACAGAACUGAAUUGUUGUAUGAAGGCCCAAUGGAUGAUCCCUGUGCUGUUGCUGUGAAGAACUGCGAUCCAAAAGGAGAGUUGAUGAUGUAUAUCUCUAAAAUGGUUCCCACCUCUGACAAGGGACGUUUCUAUGCUUUUGGACGUGUGUUCUCUGGUACUGUUGGCACUGGCCAGAAGGUGCGCAUUAUGGGCCCCAACUACAAACCAGGCAAGAAAGAAGACUUGUAUGAGAAAAGUAUUCAGAGGACUAUAUUGAUGAUGGGUCGCUACAUUGAGCCAAUUCCAGAUGUACCAUGUGGAAACAUUGCUGGUUUGGUCGGAGUUGAUCAGUUUUUGGUGAAGGGAGGAACUAUCUCCACAUACAAAGAUGCCCACAACAUGAAGGUGAUGAAAUUCUCUGUGAGUCCAGUUGUGAGAGUUGCUGUAGAAUGCAAGAACCCAGCUGAAUUGCCAAAGCUUGUUGAAGGUCUUAAACGUCUCUCCAAAUCAGAUCCUAUGGUGCAGUGUACUAUUGAAGAGUCUGGAGAACACAUCAUAGCUGGUGCAGGUGAAUUACAUUUAGAAAUCUGCUUGAAAGAUCUUGAAGAAGACCACGCUGGCAUUCCAUUGAAGAAAUCUGACCCUGUUGUAUCAUACCGUGAAACUGUCACUGAAGCGUCUUCAAUCAUGUGUCUGUCAAAGUCACCAAACAAACAUAACCGUCUUUUCAUGAAGGCUGAACCUAUUGUUGCACAGUUACAACAAGAUAUUGAUGAUGGUGACGUAACACCAAGGCAAGAAAUGAAAGAGAGAGCUAGAUACUUGGCCGACAAGUAUGACUUUGAUGUGUCAGAAGCAAGAAAGAUCUGGUGUUUUGGUCCAGAAGGUACUGGCCCCAACUUGUUGAUUGAUGUUACAAAGGGAGUGCAGUACCUCAAUGAAAUCAAAGACAGUGUUGUUGCUGGCUUCCAGUGGGCUACUAAAGAGGGUGUCUUGUGUGAUGAAAAUGUACGUGGAGUAAGAUUUAAUAUUCAUGAUGUAACUCUACAUGCCGAUGCUAUCCACAGAGGUGGUGGACAGAUCAUCCCAACAGCAAGAAGAGUAUUGUAUGCCUGUAUGUUGACAGCUGCACCAGCUCUCAUGGAGCCAGUCUACCUAGUAGAAAUCAGAGUACCAACUCAAGCCCAAGGAGGUUGUUUCUCAGUCCUGAACAAGAGACGUGGUGAAAUGCAGGAAAAUUUUGAAUUUAUUGUUGGACAGUCUAUACUUAAGGCUUUCUUGCCUGUAAAUGAAUCUUUUGGUUUCACCACAGAAUUGAGAGCCGCUACAGGAGGUCAAGCUUUCCCACAAUGUGUGUUUGAUCACUGGGAUAAUAUGCAGUGUGGAAAUGCCCUUGACCCUGGCACAAAGGCUGGAGGUAUCGUAGCAGAAAUCAGAAAACGCAAGGGACUUAAAGAACAAGUGCAAGCCCUAGAUAACUUCUUGGAUAAAUUGUAACAUGUUAUGACGUAUAGUGCUAUUUAUUGUUUUCCCGACUUUCCGUAAGCCAGAAUCAUGGACCGAAAUUGACAAAGAAAAAAAUGUUGAAGUAUCUUAAUGACACUCGUCUACUGUUUAAAUGUGCUGAAAUUGUAUAGAAACACCUUUAAAACUGAAAUAUGCUUUGUAAAAUUUGUGCUGCUUGCCAAUGUUGGCAAUGAAACGAAGAAAAAAGUCUGAUAAAUA
Messenger RNA from Ruditapes philippinarum (Manila clam), 2933 nucleotides. RefSeq names its product elongation factor 2-like. Gene Ontology annotation, cellular component: cytosol; ribonucleoprotein complex. Gene Ontology annotation, biological process: translational elongation. NCBI's taxonomy places the organism in Eukaryota, Metazoa, Mollusca, Bivalvia, Venerida, Veneridae. The coding region runs from base 156 to 2705 and encodes 849 amino acids. Gene Ontology annotation, molecular function: GTPase activity; ribosome binding; translation elongation factor activity. The transcript has 15 exons. The record is from RefSeq and is a predicted model, not a curated record.